AUGACCGCCGCGUUGCCCGCGCCGUCGGCGCUGAUGCCGCGGCAGCUGCCGCCCGCGAUGCAGGAGCCCCUCGUGCCGUCGAUCAACUUCGCGAUGGUGUGCCCCGGCGUCUACCGCUCCGGCUACCCGACGCGGAAGAACUACCGCUUUCUGCGCGCGCUGCGGCUGCGCACCAUCCUCUACCUCUGCCCCGAGGACUACGCGGAGAGCAAUGUGAAGUUCUGCGAGGAAAACGGCAUUCGCCUGCUGCGGUUCGCCACGGAGGGCAACAAGGAGCCCUUCAUGGACAUCUCCGAGCCGCUGAUGCACCGCAUCCUCAGCGCCCUCGUCGACACCCGGACGCACCCCAUCCUCAUCCACUGCAACAAGGGGAAGCACCGGACCGGGGCCGUGGUGGCCUGCCUGCGGCUGCUGCAGGGCUGGUCGCUCGUCUCCAUCUUUCAGGAGUACCGGUGCUUCGCCGGCGACAAGGCCCGCAUGGGGGACCAGCAGUACGUGGAGCUCUACCACCCCAUCGUGCGCGUGACGCCGCCGUACGUGGCGGAGUGGCUCUGCGUCACGCGCGAAGUCACCGUCGUCCAGAGCGAGCAGGCGUUGCUGGAGGCGGAGGCGCGGCAGCUCGGGUGGAGCCUCGUCGCCCCGCCGCCCUCCUCGUCGCCGCCGCCGCCCUCCUCGCCGUCGCCGUCGCCGUCGCCGAAAAGGCAGAAUAAGCAGCCGAAGCCAAAGCCGUCGCCGUCGCCGCCGCCGCCGCCGCCGCCGGAGGAAGAGCGGCAGCGGCAGCAGCAGCAACAACAACAUCAACAUCAACAACAACUCCCACCGUUGCCGCCUCCGCCCGGAAAGGCGGCGGCGCACAACUCCCUGAGGGAGGCUGCAGCGCAGCACGUCAACUGCGAGGCCGCGGCACCGCCGACAAAACCGCAUGCGUCCCCUGCAGCAGCGGGUUCCGCCACACCCACCGCGGCACCGCGUCGCUCCGGAGGGCACGGCGAAGGCGGAGGUGAAUCAGGGAAGACCAAGGACGGCGGCGCGACCCCGCGGAGGGAGAACGGAGAUAGCAAGAAGGGCCAAAAAUGA
This is a messenger RNA of Trypanosoma conorhini, 1077 nucleotides long. Its product is annotated as tyrosine phosphatase. Bases 1 to 1077 code for a protein of 358 amino acids. NCBI's taxonomy places the organism in Eukaryota, Euglenozoa, Kinetoplastea, Trypanosomatida, Trypanosomatidae. The transcript has a single exon. The record is from RefSeq and is a predicted model, not a curated record. Gene Ontology annotation, biological process: protein dephosphorylation. Gene Ontology annotation, cellular component: cytoplasm. Gene Ontology annotation, molecular function: phosphatase activity.